AUAAAAUAAAGCACAUGAAAUCCUGUGAGAGAGGCCGUGGGAGGAGUAGUUUUGUGUGAGUGAGAUGACUGGGAAAGGUGCCAGGUCCUUGCAAGACUCCGGGUCAGGUAGUAUUCUUUCAGCUUGAUGAACCUGCAUCCAGGAGGGCUCAGGACUGGGAGAGGGCGACCCUUCCCAGUCUGUGGGAAGUGGCUAAGGAAAUGGACAAGCGAUGGGCAGUUUGGGUUACGAAGAGGAGCCCAGGGUGAGAGGCACGGCGUCCAGGGCUUGGGGAAAUAAGAGGGGGCAGCAGAUGGCCGCCCCAGAAAAACUUCGAGGGUCUGUGCCGGGCUAGCGCCCCAGAAGCUCCGCGCUGGCACCGCUGCCCAGCGGUGCUCGGCCAGGACGCUCGGUUCCCCAAGAAAGAUGCUGCUUCAGUGUUUGCAGAGGUUAAUCAGGUCCGCGAGCCCAGUCUGUGGCUGCUGCCGGUCCUCUUGGUCCUCGUGUCCCGCGGGAGACGUUGGAGGUGGUGGCCCCAGCGGGUCGCGGCUGAAUCGCUGCUACACCGGUGCUUCCGAGGGCGCCCACGCGAAGCGGUUACCCUUCCUGGAUGGUUGCUUCCCUCGGCCGAAGAGGAAGGACGCAGGAAACGACCUCAGCCGAUAGGCAGAACCCUGACCUGGACUCAGAGGCACUGCUGGCCCUGCCCCUGCCUGAACUGGUGCAGAAGUUACGCAGUGGAGAGGUGUCCCCUGAGGCUGCCCUCUUCACCUAUGUGGGAAAGGCCUGGGAAGUGAACAAAGGGACCAAUUGUGUAACCUCCUACCUGGCUGACUGUGAGACUCAGCUAUGCCAGGCCCCACGGCAAGGCCUGCUCUAUGGUGUCCCUGUGAGUCUCAAAGAGUGCUUCAGCUACAAGGGCCAGAACUCGACACUGGGCUUGAGCCUGAAUGUGGGGGCGACAGCUGAGUGUGACAGCGUGGUAGUGCAGGUGCUGAAGUUGCAGGGUGCUGUGCCCUUCGUCCACACCAAUGUCCCCCAGUCUAUGUUCAGCUAUGACUGCAGUAACCCCCUCUUUGGCCAGACCUUGAACCCACGGGAGUCCUCUAAGAGCCCAGGUGGCUCCUCAGGGGGUGAGGGUGCCCUCAUUGGAUCUGGAGGCUCCCCCCUGGGCUUGGGCACGGACAUUGGAGGCAGCAUCCGUUUCCCUUCUGCCUUCUGUGGCAUCUGUGGACUCAAGCCUACUGGGCACCGCCUCAGCAAGAAUGGCGUGAAGGGCUGUGUCUAUGGACAGGUGGCAGUGCAGCUCUCCGUGGGCCCCAUUGCUCGGGAUGUGGAGAGCCUGGCACUGUGUCUGCGAGCUCUUCUGUGUGAGGACAUGUUUCGCCUGGACCCUACCGUGCCACCCCUGCCCUUCAGGGAGGAGGUCUACAAAAGCACUCGGCCCCUGCGUGUAGGAUACUACGAAACUGACAACUAUACCAGGCCCAGCCCAGCCAUGAAGCGGGCCCUGCUGGAGACCAAGCAGAGCCUUGAAGCUGCUGGCCACACGCUUGUUCCCUUCUUGCCAAGCAACAUACCCUAUGCUCUGGAGACCCUGUGUGCAGGCGGGCUGUUCAGUGAUGGUGGCCACAGCUUCCUCCAGAACUUCAAAGGUGAUUUCGUGGACCCCUGCCUGGGAGACCUGAUCUUAAUUUUGAAGCUGCCCCAGUGGCUUAAAGGACUGCUAGCCUUCCUGUUGAAGCCUGUGUUCCCACGGGUGGCAGCCUUUCUCAGCAGCAUGAGGCCUCGGUCGGCUAGAGAACUCUGGGAACUGCAGCACAAGAUUGAGGAGUACCAAAACUCUGUGAUUGCCGAGUGGAGAGCACUGAACCUGGAUGUGCUGUUGACCCCUAUUCUGGGCCCUGCUCUCGACCUGAAUGCCGCAGGCAGGGCCACAGGGGCCAUCAGCUACACUGUUCUUUAUAACUGCCUGAAUUUCCCUGCGGGAGUGGUGCCCGUCACCACAGUGACCACUGAGGACGAGGCCCAGAUGGAACAUUACCAGGGCUACUUUGGAGAUAUCUGGGACAAGGUGCUGCAGAAGGCCCUGAAGAACAGUGUGGGGCUGCCUGUGGCCGUGCAGUGUGUGGCUCUGCCCUGGCAGGAAGAGCUGUGUCUGCGGUUCAUGCGGGAGGUGGAGCGACUGAUGACCCCUGAAAAGCAGCCAUCCUGAGGGCCGCCUGCCUGCCUGGCUCCAAAGGACCGGACACCUGCAUGCCCUGUAGCCCAGCCUAAUGGGGCACAUGGCCACCCUGUGAGGAAACACUCAGCCUGGGUCAGAGGCAUCUAUGACCCCUUCCUGAGCCCCUGCCAAAGCACAGACUCCCACUCCCCCCAAGUCUGGAUCUUGCUCCCCUCUCUGGUCCCUUUUCUACCCUGAUCCCCCACCCUACAUGGCAGCAGGUAUGACAGGGGCCAAGACCACCAAAGUCAAGAAACAUUUCCUUGUCUGUGGGGUGCUGGGGCUGGAGCCUAUUGACAGCAGGGUUGGCUUAAUCUUCCAGAGCCAGGUGGCAACCAUGUCACCAUUCUGCUCCAAAACCUCCCCUGGUGUCCAUCACCCACAGAAGGGACAAAAGCUUGUGUCCCAGCACUUCACUUCAGCACCUCCCCUCCUCUUGCUUGGACUCAGGCCAGCUUUGCUGGAUACUGUUGUGGUUUUCCUUCCUUUGCUUCUCUCUGCUGAUAUGCCCUUUCUGCUCCUCCACCACUCAAUCCUUGGAGGCCCAACUCCUCUUUCUCCAAGAGGCUUUCUGUGCUCCUGAGCCCUGAAAGAGUGUGAGCUCUUUCCUCCCAGUCUCCCCUGUAUGAGGCAUCUGGAUGGGUCUGCUUUCCUGGCCAUCUCCUUGAUGGUGGGGACUGCAUUGCUAUGUCUUUAUGUACUGUGGCCAGCACAGGGCAACAGGGAAGCACCUGAGUUGGGCUGCAGGGAAUCGAGUGGACACAGUGGGCCCUGAGCUGGUGCUGUUGGGUAAAGGAGCCCACAGGCCCAGGGGUGGUGGUCAGCAAGUGACAAGGCAGGUAGCAAGGGCUCACUCACAGGGCCAGCCAAAGCCUGGACUUCUCUGGGAAGGCUUGCUAGAGGAGGACUGCUCUUGAGUCCAGAAAGUUCUCACAUGCUGAUAUAUAGGGGAUGAGGUCAUCCUGGGGAGGAGGCACUGUAUGUCCAGGACCAGGGUGAGCUUGAUAUUACAGGAAUGUUGAAUGGGCACAGGGGAAGCAGGGAUGUAGGUAAGCCCAGAUAAGGUGAACUUGGGUGGCUAGGUCAACAACUUGAAUUCUAUCUCAAGGGCGAUGGAGGCUUGUGAAGGGCCAUAUAGGCACAGUGAGGAGAGUAGACAGAGGGGCAAAGCCUGGAAAAGAAUAAGAAUGCUGCUCCUGAUCCCUAAUUUGGGGAAAGGGCAGAAGGGGUAGAGAGGCUGUCUGGGGAUGGGUAGUUGGGAUGGAGGUAAGCUGUCUUACCUCAGUCUCAGUCCUGCCCUGCCUGCCACGUCUUACUGGACUGAGUUGCCUGGCAGGGAAAGGGUAGUUAGUUUGUGAUGGGAUGUUGGGCUUUCUUGACCAUCCUCACAGAGUUUCCCCAUCUGCCCUGGCCCUAGCCUAACUCUCCUGCUGUCUAGAUAUUUCAGAGCCCAAUCCCUGAGGGUGGGUUGGGUACCGGCUCACAUCUGGCCUGUUUUACAUUUUUUCCACCAAAUUGCCUUUUCUAGGCUUCCUUCUCCACCAUUAUUCCCCUGUUCCUCUGGAAAUGCUUUUCCUUCCGGGUUACAUGUCUAGCGGUAUCCAUGCCCCUACCAAACUGCCUCUGUCUAGGAGGGCCCCCACCUUGAGGGGUGCUGACUCAAGGGCCCAGCCCGAACUGGGACACCUAGACCGAGAUAAGUAAGCUGUUGCCGCACUUCUUCCUGGUUCUUCCUAACUUGAGGACUUCCUCAUAACAGCUGCUGUAAUUUUCCCUCAUUGUCCGAUAAAACCAUCCACCAACUGCCCCAGCUUUCUCUUUCUCCUGUCCAUUUCCCUUCUAGUCACCAAUAUCCUCUUCCUUUCAGACCCAAAGCUGAAGGGUGGAGAUGCCACUACCGCAUGUUUUCAUUGUUUCAUUGAUUUCAGCCCUCAGAGCCUCAGCCUGGCCACGUCUAGCCCUGUGCCAACUGUGGCUGGAGACUGACAUGAACCCAGCCUGGCUGCCAUCCUUGGGCGGACCCUGACAAGCACGCCUGCUCCUCACUGAUCAGGGAUGGCCAAGGGAGGGAGGGGCCCCUUGCUGUUGAGGGAAGGGGGAAGGGGUCGCAGAGGCACGUAGGUGUCCCCUGCAUUACAUCUCCACCAUCAUGCUGUUGUCCAAGCCACCUGCCUUUCAUCCAGAUACUGCAAUAACGUCCUAACCCUCUGGCUCCCUGCUUCCAUCUUCAGGUGGCGCCCAGUCCCUUCUCCACAGCAUAGCCAGAGUGAUCCUGCAGAAGUAAAUCAGGUUGAGUUGCUCCUUGCUUAAGACCUUCCAAUGGCUUCCCAUCCCUAGAAUAAAAUCCAGUCUCCUUGUGGGGCCAUGGCUCCUGUCCACCUCUUCAGUCUCAUCUUGGGGGUCUCUCCCUGUCAUUCCCUGUGCUCCAGCCACACAAGCACCUUUGGUUUCUUGAUCAUCUUGAGCUGGUUCCUGCUUCAGAGUUUCUGGGGCAGUUGUUCUCUGGUCUAUUCCUCUGGUUGUUCUGCGUUAGUUGUUCCUCGGUCUCUGUCACCUUCCCUUACACCAGCUGUCACUUUCUAACAUGUUACCCUGUAUUUUUUUAGAAAGCAUUAUCUCUAUCUAAAAUCACUUAUGUGUUUUUGUCUCCUCCACUAAAGCAACCAUACUUUUUCUUGUUUCUGAUUAUAUUCUUGGCAUGAGUGAUGUGCAGAAGGUACUUAGUUCUGUGAAAUUAAGCGAACAUCUACUAGGGAGCCAGGCACAGAGUUGGGUGCUGGGACUGCAAUGAUGGACGACACGACUUGUUUCCUGUCCUCUUGGAACUUACAUUCUGGAGGAUAUUUCUAGAGUGAAGGUGGGGUGGGGGUGGGGGUUAACAAAGACUUCUGAAUAUUUAAUUCAUGGAGAGAUAAGGUGACUUUUGAUUAGCACAGACGGAGGAAAGGGAUCUGAAUCACAUUACUGAGUACCUGCAGUGAGCCACCUACCUUCUGGGCAUUUGGAGUCAUCAUGCCAUUUAAUCAUCCUAUUAAUCCUUUAGUAGUGUUUUUGGCCCCAUUUUACAGAAAGAUUAUAUACCUUGGCUGCAAUCCCAUAGCUAGAAGUGGGGGAUUGGGCUGGGUAUUUAGCUCAGAGGUUCCAGCACCUGCCUUGCAAGCACAAGGACCUGAGUUCAAUCCCCGGUACCAAAAAAAAAGUAGAAAUGGGGGAUUGGAAUUGAAACCUGGGUCAACCUUUGUCAGUGCCUUGUGACAUGUCAGGGCCCCUUCUGAUGUCCCAUGAUGCUGAAGCACAGAGAGCACACAUUGCCAGAGGAGAGCCAACGUCAACUCUUUCCUUCCUGAUCACCUAUCUUCUGGCCUUAAGACCUUCGAGGUCACAAGGCUGCCACCUGUUCCCAUGGCCUUUCCCCUCCUUACUAUGUCCACUGUCACAGCUCCUUGCCUGGCCUCCCCUGCUUCUGCUAUGAUUGUCACUAAGCACCCCUCAUAUGGCAGUCAGGUGGCCUUUCAAACUGCAAAUAUGAAUACACUUAAUGCCUUUAGUAUCAUUUGUGUCAAGUGCGACUCCUUGCUCCAACCUCCAAGGCUAUGCUUGGCCUUCGAGUGGUACUGAGCUCCCACCUCCCCGCUCUUUGCCCUGUGCUUGCUGUACUGGACACUCUUCCUCUGCUCUCCACCUUGUGACUGCCUGCUCAUCCCGGGCCAUAGUGAUGUCUCUCACUCACAACUCUGCCAGGCACUGUUGAAGUGCUGCCUUGUGCUUCUCCCCAUGCCUGAGGCAGAGGUGGUAUUGUGAUCAUAAGAUCCAACAUCUGUUAGAUUGUGGUGUUGCUAACCCCACUGUGUCAUUUAAAAAUUGGGCAUUACUAUUUCCAUUUUAUAGAUGAGGAACUGAAGUUCAGAGAGUUGAUUUGUCCAGGGCCAAUCAGUAACGAGUACAGAGAAGAUCUGAAACCUGCAUGCCCCACUGGAAUCUGUGCAGACUUUCCUCAUUUGUACAAGAACAGGCAUUGAACAUGCUGUAGGUACAGCCCCUAUGCUGGGCACACACGAUGAAGACAGAGGCAACACCCACCUGCUCCUCUGCAGAUAGCACACACUUUAGACACAGAUGCAUAGUCAAUUCAUGAGUUUCCCAACAAGAUCUGUCUUCACUCCAUGUUUCUCUAGCUGGCUGGACCUUCCCAGGCCUCCCACAUAUAAGUUAGGAGUGGUGUUCCCGGCCACCGUAGGUGGGUGAUGCCACUUGGGGUAAGGACUGCAGUUGGCUUUGUAAGCCCAACACCUCAUAUGGUGCCUGGUACUCAGUCGCUACACAGUGAAGCCUUGCUGAGUCAGGAGGAAUGGGGGACUUGCUAUCAGUGAGCCCAACUUGGGCCCUUCACGUUACUUCCUUAUUUCAUCCUCAUAGGGAAUUUCCCAGUCAGUCCCUGACCCUCGCCCCUUUUUGCAUUUAUCUACUACCAUGUUUUUGAUUAGUGCUUAUAAGGACAAAUAAUUAUCAAUGUUUAUUCAGUCUAGAGCUUUCUCCUGGUCUGUAGAUCUUCAUCCAUCCACUUUCUUCAUCCUCCUAACCCCUCUUCCCUUCCCUUACCCAUCCAAUACCUAUACUGAAUUCCUCCCAACAGUAUACACAGGGUGACCAAUCAGAAAUAGUCCCUGCUUGGCUGGGUGUGGUGGUGCACACCUGUUAUCCCAGAAUUCAGGAAGGCUGAGGCAGAAGGAUUUCUUCAAGUUCAAGACCAGCCUGAGCUACAUAGCAAGACCUUGCCUCCAAUAAAAAAGGAGCUGUCAUUCUACCAGCAAAUGCAUAAUUACACAAAUACAUAUGUUAGGAUUGCAAUAAAGCAGAAGUCCUGAGUAUUAUGGGAAUAAAGCAAGUGAGACCUGA
Heterocephalus glaber (naked mole-rat) is the source of this 7099-nucleotide messenger RNA. Lineage: Eukaryota; Metazoa; Chordata; Mammalia; Rodentia; Bathyergidae. The record is from RefSeq and is a predicted model, not a curated record.